Grus americana (Whooping crane) is the source of this 10993-nucleotide messenger RNA. RefSeq names its product potassium calcium-activated channel subfamily M alpha 1 (gene KCNMA1). Lineage: Eukaryota; Metazoa; Chordata; Aves; Gruiformes; Gruidae. The transcript is spliced from 33 exons. Gene Ontology annotation, biological process: potassium ion transport; transmembrane transport. The record is from RefSeq and is a predicted model, not a curated record. Gene Ontology annotation, cellular component: postsynaptic membrane. The coding region runs from base 355 to 4416 and encodes 1353 amino acids. Gene Ontology annotation, molecular function: large conductance calcium-activated potassium channel activity.
GGAAGGGGUGGGAAUCUGAGGAGGAGACUACCUUUUAUUAUUAUUAUUUUGGGGCUUUUUUUUAAAAUAUUAUUUUCGCCGUACAAGGAGGACGCUCGGAAUUCACCGGCCUGUCGGCUCCCGAGAGGGACCCGGGGAUUGUGCGGUCGCUUUUCUUCAGCUUUUUUUUUGUUUGUUUGUUUUGUUUGUUUGUUUUGAUUUGGGGUUUUUUGGGUUUAUUAUUUUUUUUUCCUUUUUUCCGCUGAGCAGCAGCGGCGGCAGCAGCAGCAAUAUGGCUGGUGAUGGGUUUUUUGGGGGGCGCUGGCGGCGGGAGGAGCUCUCGGAAGCCCCUGCGCGCCCGGCUCGCUGUUAGCUAUGGCAAAUGGCAGCGGCGGCGGCUCCUACCCGGGCGGCAGCGGCGGCGGCGGCAUUAGAAUGAGUAACAAUAUCAACGCCAACAAUCUCAACACAGACUCGUCCUCCUCCCCCGUCAAUGUGCCCAAGAUGGAUGCGCUCAUCAUCCCGGUGACCAUGGAGGUGCCCUGCGAUAGCCGCGGACAGCGCAUGUGGUGGGCUUUCCUCGCCUCAUCCAUGGUCACUUUCUUUGGGGGACUGUUUAUCAUCCUGCUGUGGAGGACCCUCAAGUACCUGUGGACUGUCUGCUGCCACUGCGGGGUCAAAAACAAGAGACUCUCACGUAAUCAUGACUUUGAGGAAACUGAAGAAAAUUACCCAGAUGUCACCAAUGCAACAAGCUUCUUACCUGCAUCACGCUUACCUGUUGAGGAAGAAGUGCCCCUGACUAACAAGGAGGCCCAGAAGAUCAAUGGUGGUGGAGAUGCACAGGCAGAUGGGGCCUGCAAACCAACAGAUGAAAAAGAGGAGAAUGUGGCAGCAGAAGUGGGAUGGAUGACUUCUGUGAAGGAUUGGGCAGGAGUCAUGAUAUCUGCCCAGACGUUAACUGGCAGAGUACUUGUUGUCUUAGUCUUCGCUCUUAGUAUUGGUGCUCUUGUAAUAUACUUCAUAGAUUCGUCAAACCCAAUAGAAUCCUGCCAGAAUUUCUACAAAGAUUUCACAUUACAGAUCGACAUGGCUUUCAAUGUGUUCUUCCUACUCUACUUCGGCUUGCGUUUCAUAGCAGCCAAUGACAAGCUGUGGUUUUGGCUAGAAGUUAACUCGGUAGUAGAUUUCUUCACGGUCCCUCCAGUGUUUGUGUCAGUAUAUUUAAACAGAAGCUGGCUUGGUUUAAGAUUUUUAAGAGCCCUUAGACUGAUACAGUUUUCAGAAAUUUUGCAGUUUCUGAAUAUCCUUAAAACAAGUAAUUCCAUCAAGCUAGUGAAUCUGUGCUCUAUAUUUAUCAGCACGUGGCUGACAGCAGCUGGGUUCAUACAUUUGGUGGAGAACUCAGGGGAUCCAUGGGAAAAUUUCCAAAAUAAUCAACCGCUAACAUAUUGGGAAUGUGUUUAUUUACUGAUGGUUACAAUGUCCACUGUUGGCUAUGGAGAUGUUUAUGCAAAAACAACCCUUGGUCGCCUUUUCAUGGUCUUCUUCAUCCUUGGAGGAUUGGCCAUGUUUGCCAGCUACGUCCCUGAAAUCAUAGAGUUAAUAGGAAACCGCAAGAAAUAUGGUGGUUCCUAUAGUGCGGUUAGUGGAAGAAAGCACAUAGUUGUCUGUGGUCACAUAACACUUGAAAGUGUGUCCAACUUCCUGAAGGACUUCCUGCACAAGGAUAGGGAUGAUGUCAACGUAGAAAUCGUCUUUCUCCAUAAUAUCUCCCCUAACCUUGAGCUGGAAGCUCUUUUUAAACGACACUUCACUCAGGUGGAAUUUUAUCAGGGUUCAGUCCUUAAUCCCCAUGACCUGGCGAGAGUGAAGAUAGAGUCAGCAGAUGCGUGCCUAAUCCUUGCCAAUAAAUACUGCGCUGACCCAGAUGCUGAAGAUGCCUCCAAUAUUAUGAGAGUUAUUUCAAUAAAGAAUUAUCAUCCGAAGAUAAGAAUUAUCACUCAGAUGUUGCAGUAUCACAAUAAGGCUCAUCUGCUAAAUAUCCCAAGCUGGAACUGGAAAGAAGGGGAUGAUGCAAUCUGUCUUGCUGAGCUCAAGCUGGGUUUCAUAGCCCAGAGCUGCCUGGCACCGGGCCUUUCAACAAUGUUAGCCAACCUCUUCUCUAUGAGGUCAUUCAUAAAGAUUGAGGAGGAUACGUGGCAGAAAUACUACCUGGAAGGAGUUGCAAAUGAAAUGUAUACAGAAUAUCUGUCUAGUGCCUUUGUGGGUUUGUCCUUCCCUGCAGUUUGUGAACUGGUGUUUGCGAAACUAAAGCUCUUAAUGAUAGCCAUAGAAUACAAGUCGGAAAAACGAGAAAGCAGAAGCCGAAAGCGUAUAUUAAUCAAUCCUGGAAACCAUGUCAAGAUUCAAGAAGGUACUCUAGGAUUCUUCAUUGCAAGUGAUGCCAAAGAAGUAAAAAGGGCAUUUUUUUACUGCAAGGCCUGUCAUGAUGACAUCACGGAUCCCAAAAGGAUAAAAAAAUGUGGCUGCAAACGGCAAGUAAAGAAUGCAGCUAGAUCAAGUUACCCAAAAUGUUUAUAUCAAUUCAAGAGUGCAACUACUAAUGCAUUGGCGGGUGCCAAGUCCACUGAAGGAGUCCCGGAACCUGUUCCACUUGUUAAUAACCGUAAAGGGAGUCUCUUCCUACCCAACAACCCCUCGCUGCUGCACCUUAACUUAUUGAAUUCUGAUGAACAAGGAAAAUCUACGUACUGUAGAUUGCAAAGGGCACUCAGCUUGCCUGUAAAAUACCGCUACCGCUCCCAAAAGUCUGGGUUGAACCAAGAUCUCCUUGAAGAUGAGCAGCCGUCGACACUAUCACCCAAAAAAAAGCAGCGAAACGGAGGCAUGCGAAAUUCACCCAACUCCUCACCCAAACUGAUGAGGCAUGACCCCUUGUUAAUUCCUGGCAACGAGCAGAUUGACAAUAUGGAUGCCAAUGUGAAAAAAUAUGACUCUACAGGGAUGUUUCAUUGGUGUCCAGCCAAGGACAUUGAAAAGGUCAUUUUGACUCGAAGUGAAGCAGCGAUGACAGUUUUAAGUGGGCAUGUAGUCGUUUGCAUAUUUGGGGAUGUUAAAUCUGCUUUGAUCGGAUUAAGAAAUUUAGUGAUGCCGUUACGAGCCAGCAACUUUCACUACCAUGAACUCAAGCACAUUGUGUUUGUGGGUUCACUUGAAUACCUGAGAAGGGAAUGGGAGACACUGCAUAACUUCCCCAAGGUUUCAAUCUUGCCUGGUACGCCAUUAAGUCGGGCUGAUUUAAGGGCUGUCAACAUCAACCUCUGCGACAUGUGCGUUAUCCUGUCAGCCAAUCAGAAUAAUAUUGAUGAUGCUUCGCUGCAGGACAAGGAAUGCAUCUUGGCGUCACUCAACAUCAAAUCUAUGCAGUUUGAUGACAGCAUUGGGGUCUUGCAGGCUAAUUCCCAAGGCUUUACACCCCCUGGGAUGGAUAGGUCAUCUCCAGACAACAGUCCAGUGCAUGGCCUGUUACGUCAACCCUCCAUUACAACAGGAGCCAACAUCCCUAUUAUAACAGAGCUAGUAAAUGAUUCAAAUGUUCAGUUCUUGGACCAAGAUGAUGAUGAUGAUCCAGACACAGAACUGUACCUCACUCAGCCCUUUGCAUGUGGAACCGCAUUUGCUGUCAGUGUGCUGGACUCUCUCAUGAGCGCGACAUACUUCAAUGACAAUAUCCUCACACUGAUACGGACAUUGGUAACAGGAGGAGCCACACCAGAGCUGGAAGCACUGAUCGCUGAGGAAAAUGCGUUGAGAGGAGGUUACAGCACGCCCCAGACACUUGCAAACAGGGACAGGUGUCGAGUCGCUCAGCUGGCUUUGUAUGAUGGGCCGUUUGCAGACCUAGGGGAUGGAGGUUGUUAUGGAGAUCUAUUUUGUAAAGCACUGAAAACAUACAAUAUGCUUUGCUUUGGAAUUUAUCGAUUAAGGGAUGCACAUCUAAGUACUCCCAGCCAAUGCACUAAACGUUAUGUUAUCACAAACCCACCGUAUGAAUUUGAGCUUGUGCCGACAGACUUGAUCUUCUGUUUGAUGCAAUUUGACCACAACGCUGGCCAGUCCCGGGCCAGUCUUUCUCAUUCCUCCCAUUCCUCCUAUUCUUCCAGCAAGAAGAGCUCAUCAGUUCACUCCAUCCCAUCAACAGCAAACCGACUGAACCGCACCAAGACCAGGGAUUCCCGGGAAAAACAGAAUGCAACAAGGAUGAAUAGAAUGGGCCAAGCAGAAAAGAAAUGGUUUACAGAUGAGCCGGAUAAUGCCUAUCCCAGAAACAUUCAAAUCAAGCCCAUGAGCACUCACAUGGCCAAUCAGAUCAAUCAAUAUAAAUCGACAAGCAGCUUGAUACCACCAAUCAGAGAAGUUGAAGAUGAAUGUUGACUCCUUUGAGGCCAGAACUAUUUUUUUAAAGCCUGACAAACUUCAUGAAUGGUGAUGUGACAUUUAUUCCUCUUACAUGCUGAACCACUGAUGGAGAAGUUAAGAAGGGCAAGCUUAAUGGGAAAAUAAAGUAGACAGAUCUUUGUUUGUCUGCCUUUAAUAUUGCUUCCACGUAUUUUGGAAACUUUCAUUUAUAAAGGAACAUAAUCAAAACUAGUCAUGUAUAGCCUCUAGCGUUUUAAAUUAUUUUUAUUUAUUAGAAAAAAUAUAUUUUUCUUUUUUUUCAUUGUCAAGUAUUUUCCCUUAAAAAAUCUGCAUAUGUGGCCAGACUCCUAAGAAUUUAAAAAAAACAAACCUCAGUCUUUGGCUUAAAGGAGAAUGAUGGUCACAGUUAUAAGGACAUGUAAUUAAGGGAGACAAAUGAUAUAUUUACAAAAAGGAAAAAAGGUCCAACUUGUAUUUUAGUAAAUCAAAAAAAAAGAAGAAAAAAAAAAAAAGUUCACCAAAAUGUUUCUUUACCGGAGGAUGUGUAUUUUGUUCAGCAUUGACACCAGCUCUUAAUAAACUGAACUUACUUAUUUUCAAAGUUGAAAGUCAUAUUUUUGUACAUGUAACAUUCUUCUGAAAUAUUCUUUGUUUUGUUACCAUAUACAGAUCAUCUUAAUUGCCAGUUACGUUAAGGUCCAAUAACCCCCCACACACACUGUGUCCGGCCCCCACACACCCCCAGACCCCCCCCCAGAAGCCCAGCAUCCUUGAUAAGUUUCUGCGCCACUAGUGCAGUGAGCAUCGCUACCCUAAAGCGAGGGCCGUGUGGGUAAGGUGCUCACAGGCAGCACUUGCUCCGAAUGGCACAUCUGGCAGCUCCGCUCUGCUCCCAUCAGCCAUCAGCAGCUGCUGAUUUCAGGAAGGCAAGAUUGGCAAUUCCUCUUCUUUUGCCAUGUAUUACGGUGCAUAAAUAGUGCAUGAAAUCAUAGGUUAUAAACCUUCUCAUCUACCAUAUUUUGUUGGUUCCUUACUUCAAAAGGGCUGAUGGCCAUGCAUCAGUCUUACUUGGUCCCAAUUCUUCCUGAGAUGUAUAGCGGUCGAGCUUCAGAUCUUUGCACUUUGGUGAUAGCUCAUACCUUGGUAAAAGGCACACUGAAUCUCCGUUUGGUGAGCUCAGCUCAGGAUAAACACUGGUUUAGCCUCAGCUCUAUAGUCUCACUACAUGCUGGUCUCAGCUAAGUCCUGCACCAGGCAACAUCUUAUUUUAGAGGUUGGUUUUGGUUUGUUUUGUUUUUCUUUAAUUUAUUUUCAUUUUGCUGGGACACCACACAAAAAAGUACAGUGAUAACCAAAUAAAAAUAAAAGUAAUGAAUGUAUUUAUUAUGAAAAACUUACAAAAGGCCUUUGAUGGGUGCCUUUUGUAUCAGCAGUUUCACAAAGUUGCCAACAAGCUUUACAGCCAUCAGACAAAAAUGUGAUGUUUCAUAUCUGUGCCGCAGUAUCUAUCUACCCAAGCAUUUGAUGUUCUAAAUGAUUUAGUAAGUCUCUCUAUCUCAAAUUAGCAACAUCUGACACAACUGUGUGGAAAAAAAAAAAAUGCUGUUUUAAUAAGGAUUAAAAGAAAACCAUAGGACCCAGUCAUCAGGAAAGGCAGAAUUUCAUUGUGCAAGUUAACUUUAGGCUUUGUAAUUUUGCAGAAUUAUUAAACACCACAAUAAAACAUACUGUGGUACUUUUCUAUCAUUAGAGAAAUAUCAGUGAAUCAAAGAAAUACAAAGCAGAUGAAUUUAUUGUGAAAACAAUGAUGUCCACUAUAUAAUCCAACAUUUAAGCUAAACUAUCUCAGCUUUAAUGUUUGUCCACUGGCUGCAGUACAAAUAUAACCAUACUAACACCUAAUAGGCUUUACUCUGGAGUGACUUCUUGGACUGUGACUACUUUGUUGUUACAUUUUGUAGAAUAGCAAUUUAAAGACAGUAACAAGAAUUGUUAAUACGGUAUCUGUAAAAUUGGAUUGGUUAAAAUAUUUCACUCUCCUACAAAGUAAAAAAAAAACCAAUUUAAGAAGUUUUCCGUUAUUAUUUAGACCUUGUUUAACCCAUUUCACAGUCCCCAAAAUAGAAGAUGACUCUGGUGAGUUCUUCCGACCUGUGCUGCUUCAGCUAGUGACACAUUAUAAUACACAUCCAGUUUCUGCGUUGGGUCAUGUUAAGCCUUUACUUUGAAGUCAAUGCUCCUUUUUCAUCUGUGAUGAACUGCAUUCAUAUUAUAACCAGAGUGAAAAAAGCUGGUCCUGAGUACAGGGGACUUCUUUUUGAAGUUUAUGUUCAAUUUCACCAAGCACAUGUCAAUUUAAUUUUUGGGUUUUUUUUUUUUUUUUUUUUUUUUCUUAGAAGACCAAUGUUUACUGCAGGGGCAUAGAACAUUAUAACUGCAUUUCUGAGUGUCCUUCCUUCAGAAGUGAGCAUUCACUGGAUAAAACAUACUAAUUAAUCAAAUACAACACUCCUACAUAGCUGAGGUUUGUGUGGGUCUCUGUCCCGUUUAACUGUGGCACCCAAAAGUAUCAUGCUGCCAACUGUACAUCAAUAGAGGUCAAGACCUGCCUACACGCACGCUCUGUCCCAGCACAGCCGGUUCCGGGUGUAACGAGAGAUCGACCAGCACCUCUAGGGAGCAAGCAAGACAGGCAGAAACGGGCAGCGUUAGGGUCUUGCAUUUCCCAUUUAUAGAAAAGCUAAGCGCAAUCAAUAGCCUUUGCUUACUCCUCUUUUUGACGAUCAGAGACACAGGACUGACUUCUGGCAAUCAGAUGGAGAAACGUGUAGCAAACCUGUUGGAGAUCUGUGACGUUCAGCCGUUAAAGGCUACAAUAAGGCCAGCACCGAUAGCCGGGUAUAUGAAGUUACAUCAAGGCAAGGGACUGGGAAGUGGCCUGGGUGCCAGCUGACAGACCACGUGACAGCUGAUGCAGAAAUAAGUUCUGAUCUUUGUUAAUAAUUCUUACUCCUUUUUCAAAAGACAACAAAAGGGGAAGAGGGGAAAAAAAAAAAAAAAAGAGCUUUUUCAUAAUUGCAUGCACAAUUAAUACAGGCUAAACAAUUAUUUUUUUUUUUUUGGGUAACUCAUGUACUGGAUGGAGAGUGUGUCUGUGUGCCUGCCUGUUUCUGCAUAUAUGCACAGCGACACAUACACACGUCGCUGAAUGUGUGGAUAUAUGCACACAGGUUAUAUGCAUAGAAAUGGGCGUGUGUAUAUAUAUUUGACACAGUCUCAUCACAAGAAGGUGGUCUCUUUUUUUUUUUUUUUUUUUUUUUUUUGGGUGGGUGGUGAAGAAAGACACACAGAAAAAAAUACGUGACUUACAGGCUAGCACAUGGAGGAUUUGUACCUCCUGUUUCCUCCUGGUUUGACCAAAAAGCAGCUGUUCCUGUUAGUUGUAUUAGCUGUGCGCUGUCGGCACGCUGCAGAGACCCUCUCACGGCUGACGCAGGCAUGUGCUCCUGGCCCCUCUCCACACCCACGCACAUGCAUGCUCCCACGUUGCCAGAAAGUCUGCUGUCUCUCUGUCUCGUGGCUCUUAUUUAAGUUGUCCCCGAAGCCUGUGAGCACUAAGAUGAAAGGAUAAAACUGUCCUCUGAUGCGGUAGCGUUUGGGGGGGGGCAAGUGCCAAGCACGGCAAAAGUUAAGGUGUAAAGAAAAGAAGAUAUUCAGAGUUUAAAUGCAAUUUUUAAGGCCUCGAUGUCACUGUCUUACUGCUGCUUGUAAGAUAAUAAGUAUACUAUGUAUUUAUUAAUAGGGGAAAAAAAAAGAAAGAUGCAAACAUUUCCUUGCACUUUUCAAAAACUUUCUAAAACUAUAUCACCUCUGUUUUAACAGCUCUUCUUUCAAAUCAGCAUCGAUGGCCAAACACUAGGAAGGCAGUACAUGUGGCGGAAAGUGCACCCCCCUUGAUCUGGGGCACGAUCAGUUAGACAGCGCUAUAGAUCCAUGGACAGCUUUGUCAUUCCGCCCUGCAAGCCCUGCUAGCCCAAAAGCCAGGAGCGUAGGGACAGAGAAAGCUGGGGGGGGGGGGAUGAGAGGGACGCGACACAUGCAGGUCCUCAAGCGAAUGUAAGCACGUGGCGAUUUGCAAUUCAUCUGCGAUGGGAAAGCCAGCGCUGCUUGUGCAAGGCUGCAGGGCAGUGAGGAUCCCCUGUAGCCUUGUGAAGCCACACAGAUGUCAUCAAAGAGCUGCUGAGGCUUCAGCAGCUUACAGGCUGUUGCAGCAGCUGGGGCUGUACAGGAAGCCAGGUUUAGCCACACUAAAGAUAUUUUUUUUGUUCCCCUAUUUUUUUGAAUUUUAAAGAAAAAGGCCACCCAAUGGCUCAAGUGGCAUGGAUGUGAAAAGAAUUGGCCUCAGCCAAAUGUGGAAAAGGGGAAAAAAAAGUAGUUUGCUUGUACUGUACAAGGGACACUAUGAAAGUAUUGACUGUAGCCUUUUAUUAUAGGUUGUUAGGUGGUGGUGAGCAAGGUGGUUGUUGGUUUGGUGUUGUGUCCCGUUCCCCACCCCCCCCUCAGUGUAAGGAGGAUUUGAACUCUUCUAGAAUAGGAGAAGGGGAAAAGUGUGUUCUCAUAUAGAGAGGACUGUUUUUGUUGGGGGGUGGGUGUGUGUGUAAACUUCAUCUAACAACUACUGCAAUAAUUGGAUGCAUAAACUGAUGCAUGAUAAAAAAAGCAAUAAUUUACAAAUGGGUAAUUAUGCAUGUUUUCACUGCUUAGUCACUCACCGGUGAAUCCAUAAACACAUUAGCAACUGCCCUGCUCUAGCUGACUCGCGUGGGCUCAAAGUUAAACACAGAGCAGGCACUCACAUGGUUUUAUCAAGAAUCAUGUUCAUAAGGGCUUCUGGAUCCCAAUGUAUUCGAAUUGAACACAUAGUGAGGUCACGGGGUGGGGGUGUGUGUGUGUGUGUGUGUGUGUGUGUGAUUUUGUUUUAAAAGCUGUUAGCAUUGCGAAUUUCUUUAGCACUAAAAGAAGUGUGUAUCUCACCUUUCAUUUCUAGUUUUAAAUGUGCUUAAACAAAAUAACCAAGUGUGUGAAAAGCGAUGAACAGGACAAAGUGAAAACAGAAAUCCUUUCUCUGUGUUGCAGUGGUUUGGCCUGGGAAUAUCUGUCAAAGUCAAUGGCAGAUGCAUAGAAAAAUUCAGGGGAAAGGAGAGUUCUUUAUAUUCCUUCUUUAGCUUUCCUCUCUGUGCCAUCUGAACCAGUAAUAUUCUCAACAUUUGAACAAUCCCAGGCUUAAGGGAUAGAGUGGUGUUUGGUUUUCGUUGUUUUUUUUUUGUUUUUUUUUUAAUUUAUCAUAUAUGCACACCAGGUCUCCUAAUAGUCAGUUAGCAGGCACAAUAUUUGUAGUACUUUUGUCCUGAGCAAUACUUGUAGUUGUGCGUACAACCCCCAUAUGAAAUAAUGAAAGGAAUGGAGGAGCUGUUCAGCUGUGGCCACUGCCUGGGAUGGUACAUAGGCCUGCAGUAUUGACAGUUCUGCCCCAGCGUUUAUCAAGGCUAUAUUUAUAUAAGUAAUGUAUCUAUUCUGCACAGAUAUUCUCUGCUAUAGAACAUGCAGCCACAUUGAAACUGUAUAGUCUAUAAUAUGCAGUAGUCUAUAUAACCAAGUAAAUUCCACUGAAGUUAAUAGAUAGGACUGCUGGUCUAAUGUAUCUGUUUUAUAUAAUGGUAUGCUACUGUUAACUGUGAAAAUGAGAUGAGGUAGGGGGAACAACAAAUAUAAAAUACUUUUUGAAUCAUUUUGGGUCUAAUUAAGAACAAUAACUUAAGAAGCUAAACACAGUAACGCUGCACCUAAUUAGACUCUUAGUGAGGUUGAGAGAAAGCUUCUUACUGCUUCAGUCAAUGCAUUGUAGAGGAGAUCUUUAUAACUUUAAAUAAACCCCCACAACAUAUAGGCAGUUGAAUAUAUGUAACAGAAAACAGAUUUUUUUCAGAAACCGAAAAUUUGACAUAUGAGCACUUUAUUGACUGGACAAUGACUAACAGGAACCACAUGAAAAGGUCAGUAGAAGUUAUGUCAAGUUUUCCUUAAGUAGCAGUUUAAAAAAAAAAUGUUGCUUCUGCCAUAGUAUAGUUGGGACACACACGCUUUGCUAAUGCAAAUAAUCUAACCUCUGUCCAAAAAAAAAAAAAAAAAAGAAAAGUUGAUAUAACUUUAACUUUUGCGUUUCUGUAGAGUUCAAGGCUGAUGGUUGUUUGUUUGGUUUUUUUUCUUCCUUCAGUUAAAAAAAAAAACCCACACAAAUGCAAACACAUAUAUACAUUCGAUGGCUACAUGUGUCUAUUUAGCUAUAAUUUGGAAGCAGAGAUGGGCGGUACACUGCGAACCAGCUAUCAUCUUAACUUAAAAGUUCAUCAAGAAAAAGGAGUAUGACUUCAUCAUUUUACUUUUUACCAUUAUGGACUGGUGAGAGAGAACAAAUGCUGGUGCUCAGAAAUGAUCUACCUGACUUUGUCAUAUGUAAUAUCCAGUGAUAAAUAUAUUGUCCUGUAAAAAGGGUUUGUACAUAACUUGUACAUGGUUUCAUUUUGUAUUUUUC